AUGUCGCCAGAACCAUCGCCGCCGCAGCCGCCUCCUCCAGAGGCUCCACAGCCUCAGCUGGGUGCCAACUUCUUCGGCUUCCCCAACCUCGACCUCGGGGCCCCGGAUAGUUUCGAUUUCAUGACCUUCUUCGACAGCAGCAUGCUGGGCUCAUUCGACGACGCCGUUUUUGGUAUCGGAUCCGCCGACGACGUCUCGCCGGAGACUUUCAAUCCCACCGCCAGUGCCCGCACCCGCGAUCCUGAUGCGGCUGCCGUCGUCGCCGGCGGCAACCGUCCGACGGCCGAGGAGUCCAUCGCACGGCUCGAGAACCAGUUCAACACGGCGGCCAACAACGUCCCCGGAGCCGGGCCGUUGCCUCCCGGCACCAUGUCCCAGAUGGCACUUUCCGGCUCCGGCGGCAGCACCUUGACCGAGUUCACCAAGCGGAAGCAGUGGCCCGCCAAGGUCGUCGAGGAGCUCAAGGACUUCCUCCACAUCCUCGACGCCAACGGCCGCAUCAAGUACGCGUCCCCGAGCGUCCUCUCCGUCGCCGGAUACACGGCCGAGGAGAUCUUUGACGAGUUCCUCAAGGAUCUCAUCCACCCCGACGACCAGGGCAUCUUCGUCUCCGAGCUCAACGAGUCCAUCGCCUCCGGCACUCCGCUGCGAAUCUUUUACCGCUUCAAGAAGAAGGAUGGCACCUACGCCAUAUUUGAAUCCGUCGGUCACGCCCACAUCGCCGACGCCAAGUUUGCGCCCAACCCCGACAACCAGUCACCCUUCUGCCAGUCCGUCUUCAUGAUGUCCCGCCCGUACCCGACCAAGAACGCCGGCCUCCUGGACUCCUUCCUCGAGCACAAGAUCGAAAACGAGCGGCUGCGGCAGCGGAUUGCCGAGCUGCGGAUGGAGGAGGAGGCCGACGCCGACGAGGAGUCGAGGCAGUGGGCCCAACUCCAAGACGGCCGAUCCGACGCAACACCGCCCGAGCCCAUGGCCGAUGGGUCGUCGAGGAACCCGUUGCAUCCCGGCGCCGGCGGCGAGCACGUCGGGAACGAAGGAGAAGAAGACGACGGCGACGGCGACGGCGUGCCGCUGACCCGCGAGAGCCUGGAGGACACCGCCGACGGCACUCGGCUCGACGCGCAGCCGGACGGCACCGCGCGUUACGGCGCUCCAUCCCACACCGACACGAUAGAGAUGCUCACGGGGCUGCGGUACGUCGAGGGCGAGCGCUGCCGGGGCAUCACGGCCGGAAUGGCCAGCCCGGUCCUCGUCAAGGGUGACGCCGGCAUCGAGAUAUCCCUCGACCGAGACUCUCGAAUGGGCGAGAAGAAGAAGAAGAAGCUGAAGACGUCGGAGGAAUACGUCUGCACAGAUUGCGGAACUCUCGACUCCCCCGAAUGGAGAAAGGGACCGAGCGGACCAAAGACGCUCUGCAACGCUUGCGGCUUGCGAUGGGCCAAGAAGGAAAAGAAAAAAGGCAACUUCAACGGCUCCUCUCAGCUGGCCGAUCAAGCAACUACUUGA
Molecule: messenger RNA, 1509 nt
Organism: Drechmeria coniospora
Lineage: Eukaryota; Fungi; Ascomycota; Sordariomycetes; Hypocreales; Ophiocordycipitaceae
Product: white-collar 2
Exons: 2
Coding region: 1-1509 (502 amino acids)
Biological process (GO): regulation of DNA-templated transcription
Molecular function (GO): sequence-specific DNA binding; zinc ion binding; protein binding
Source: RefSeq, a predicted model, not a curated record